Rosa rugosa (rugosa rose) is the source of this 6278-nucleotide messenger RNA. RefSeq names its product putative disease resistance protein RGA3. The record is from RefSeq and is a predicted model, not a curated record. The transcript has 8 exons. Gene Ontology annotation, molecular function: ADP binding. Bases 60 to 2921 code for a protein of 953 amino acids. Lineage: Eukaryota; Viridiplantae; Streptophyta; Magnoliopsida; Rosales; Rosaceae. Gene Ontology annotation, biological process: defense response to other organism.
UCUCCUAGUUUCUUCAACUAGCAUUCUCUCAACUUUUUGAUUCUCUUGAGUAGAGAUCGAUGGCUGAAUUUCUCACUUUUGGUGCUCAAGAAUUGCUGAAGAAAGUGGCUUUACUUGCCGCUCAAGAGUUCGAUCUAGUAUGGGGAUUCAAUGGAGAAAUAACAAAGCUGCGUGAGUCGGUGCUUAUGCUUGAGGCUGUGCUACAAGAUGCCGAACAUCCGCGACAAGAUCAGGGAGAGGCUGUGAAGCACUGGGUGAAGAAGCUUGAAGUCAUAGCUCAGCGUGCUGAUGAUGUGCUGGAUGAUUAUGGAUAUGAGCUUCUCCGGCGUAAGGUGCAACUGCGAAAUCAGAUGAAGAAAAAGGUGCAGAACUUUUUUUCCCUCUCCAAUCCCAUCUUUUUUCGUGUUAAAAUGGCACAUAAAAUUAAAAAAAUCAACACAUCUUUGGAUGAGUUGAAUAAAAAGGCAAGUACUAUUGGCUUAGUUGCUAGACUAUCCUUAGAUGCAACAACUUCCCAUGGUAUAAGCAUUGACAGGGAAACCUACUCUAUGCAAGAUGAAAACAAUAUCAUUGGAAGGGACGAUGUUGUGGCAGAUAUAGUUCAAGCCCUGACCAAAUCAAACCACAAUCUGGAAAGUGAUCUCUCGGUUAUGGCUAUUGUGGGUAUGGGAGGGCUUGGAAAGACAACUUUGGCUAAAUCAAUAUAUCAUGAAUCUGAGAUAAGUAGGCACUUUGAGAAAAAGAUGUGGAUAUGUGUAUCUACCCCUUUUGAAGUCAAUUCAAUUUUGAGAGGGAUCUUGGAAUAUCUUAAACCAGAAAAUGCUGCAGUGAAAGCUAUAGAUGCAAUAUGUAAUAUUCUCCGAGAAGAGUUGAAAGGAAAGAGAUACCUUCUUAUACUUGAUGAUGUAUGGAAUGAAGAUUCCGAAAAAUGGAAACGUUUGAAGGAUUGUUUGCUAGGAAUUACCGAUGCCCAAGGAAGCAGUAUUGUUGUCACUACUCGCAGUGACAAAGUUGCAAAAACGGUGGAGACCCUUCCUAGGUGUGAUUUGAGAAAACUAUCAGAUGAUGAGUGUUGGCUUAUAUUGAAGAAUAAAGCAGUUCCAGUCGGUAGUGUUCCUAUACUUGAAGAUCAAGAGACAAUUGGAAGGGAGAUUGCCAAAAAGUGUGGAGGUGUACCAUUAGUGGCAAAGGUCUUAGGAAACAUUAUGCGCUCUAAAACGAGCAAUGAAUGGAGUUCAAUUAUGGAAAGUGAAAUAUGGGAUUUACCGGAAGAAGAAGACAGAAUCAUGUCGAUUUUAAAGUUGAGUUUUGAUGAAUUGAAAUUUUCAUCAUUGAAACAAUGUUUUGCAUAUUGCUCGGAAUUCAUCAAAGACUCCAAAAUGGAAAAGGAUGACUUAGUUCAACUUUGGAUGGCUCAAGGAUGGCUUCACCCCACCAAAAGUAAUAUGGAGAUGGAGGAUAGAGGGAACGAAUAUUUCAACAUUUUAUCAGAAAAAUCCCUUUUUGAAGACGUUGAAGAGGAUUAUUAUGGUAAUACAACAUGCAAGAUGCACGAUCUUGUGCAUGACCUUGCAGAACAAGUGUCAAACACGACAAACUGCCGCUCACUAUUUUCCAAGGGAGAAGCACUUGGGAACACCUUGCCUAACUUUAGAUCUUUGCGUGUGUUAAAUUUAUACAAGGCAGACAUUGACAAGUUGCCGAGUUCAAUUGGAAAGUUGACACACUUGAGGUAUCUGAAUGUUAUGAAAACAAAUGUGAAAGCAUUUCCAAAAUCUAUUGGUCAGCUUUAUUACCUUGAGACGUUUAAAAUGCCUUAUCAUGUUGAAGAGUUCCCAAAGAUGAUUGCUGAUAUGAUCAACUUGAGACAUGUUUAUUUUGGUAAAUAUGCGAAAGUUCCGGUUGAGAUAUUGGGAAGAUUGACUAAUCUCAGAUCAUUACCUUUUCUGAAGGUGGGUAAGGAGAGUGGACCUAGAAUUGAGGAACUGGGUGAGUUAAACCAUUUGAGAGGCACCUUAUCUAUCUAUAAUCUGGAGCAUGUCAGAGAUGGAGAAGAAGCAGUGAAUGCAAAGUUAGUUGAUAAGAAACAUAUACGCAAGUUAACUCUCGACUGGAAGCUUAGUAGACCAAGCAACAAUGUUGACAAUGAGGAUGUUGUACUUGAAGGCCUGCGACCACAUUGUAAUUUGGAAAUUUUGAAGAUUCAGGGGUUCAUGGGUGUCAAGUUUCCACCAUGGUUUUUGGAUGCCAGCAACUUGAAAGAAAUUGAAUUAGCAGGGUGCAACAAAUGCGAACGAGUACCAAUACUUGGCCAUCUGCCAAAUCUCAUACAUGUUAAGAUGGAGGACAUGCAGAACCUAAGAUGCUUGGGGUUUGAGUUUUAUGGUUACGAUCAUAUUUCCGGUGCAACAACAAGUGACGGGAGAAAGACUUUGUUUCCUGCUUUGAGAUCUUUACAUAUUCGGAAUGCCGAGAAUCUAAUAGAUUGGAUGGAAGCAGGGGAAGUGAUGCUGACGGCAGAAAAAUUAAGGGUGUUUCCUUACCUUGAGGAGCUGAACCUGGAGGGCUGUAAGCAAUUGAGAAGUGCUCCCGGUCAUUUUCCAUCUCUCAAGGAGUUGGUGAUAGGAGGAGUGGAAAGUGGUAUGCCUAUAGCAAGUAUUUUAAGCAAUAAACUGACUACUCUCACUCAUCUCAGAGUACAUGAUGUCGAGGGACUUACUAGUCUUCCGGAAGGGACGUUAAGAAACAACAAGAAUCUUGAAUAUUUGUAUAUAUGGAACUGUCCGGAGUUAAGUUGCAUUGCUCCCCAUGGAUUUGACUGCUGCGCAUCUCUUGAGAGACUGACUAUUUGGGACUGUCCUAAGUUGAGGUAUUUAUCUGAUGGGCUACUCCCACUCUCUCAAGGAGUUGGACAUAAGUGAUUGCUCCAGUCUAGAGUCCAUUCCAAUCAUCCCUGAGCAAGGCGGUCUCCCAUCUCUGCGCAAAUUGUUUAUAUACAGCUGUUCUCAGUUAUCCAGUUUACCUGAUGGGCUACAAUACUGCACAUCUCUUCAACAAUUGCAUAUACGGGAGUUACCAAAGAUAACAUCCAUUCCAGCCCAAUGCUGCACAGAUCUCGAAGAGAUGAAAAUAUCGGGCUGCCCAGAGAUAACGUCCAUUCCAGCCCAAUGCUGCACAUCUCUUAAAGAACUGGAAAUACACAGCUGCCCAAAGAUAACGUCCAUUCCAAUUCCAUCUGAGGGCCUCCCGUCCCUUAGUCGACUGCUGCUUUGGGAGUGUCCUGAAUUAUCAAGCCUACCGAGUGGACUAGGCUGCUGCACCUCUCUUGUUGAUUUGUCAAUAACACAGUGCCCUAAGGUAACAUCCAUUCCAAUUGACAGUCUCAGUACAACCCUCCGAAGCUUGUGUGUAGAUAAUCCAGAGUCUCUUCCAAUUUUACACGGCGGCUUCACAUCCCUCCGUCAAUUGGUAAUCGACGGCUGUCAAAGUACACAAAUUGAUCUGCAAUUUUGUCAAAUCCUCGUCUCUCUUGAGGAUUUGAGAAUAAGUGAUUGUCCUAAUCUAGAGACUGUUCCGAGUUUAGACAAGCUCACAUCCCUCCGUGGGUUGUGGAUUAGUGAUUGUUCCCGAUUGACAUGUCUACCCAGUGGGUUAGCAAUGGCAUCCCCACACGUAUUCACCCGUCUCAAGAUAUUGACACUUGGUCCGUUUUGGAAUGAGCUGGAUUCAUUCCCGGCUCUUCAGGUUCUACCACAACUUGAAUCAUUAGAUUUGUACGGGUGGCCGAAGCUCAAGUCUCUGCCUGAACAAAUUCAACACUUGACGUCUUUGACUUUUUUGGGGAUACAUUCCUUUGAGGGAGUGGAGGCUAUUCCAGAAUGCUUGGGAAACCUUGCAUCUCUUCACUCCUUACAUAUUUGGAAUUGCAAGAAUCUGAUGUAUCUACCUUCCGUCCAAGCUAUGCAACGCCUCACCAAAUUAGAUUCGCUGCAUAUCUUCAAUUGCCCCCUUAUGAGCGAAAGAUGCACCGCGGAGAGCGGCCCAGAGUGGCCUAAGAUUUCUCAUAUUCCACAAAUUCUUUCCUCUACCUCUUUUCUGAAUCGCUCAAUAUAGUUAUUAUUUUGUCUGCCUCAUUUUGCUUAUACAAACCAGUGACAAGAAUAAUAUUUAUAGUUAUUAUUUUGUAUGCCUCAUUUUCCUUCUCACUCUCGAGCUCGAUGGUGAAAGAAUAAUAUUUUGUUUGAAAACAAGUUUUGUUCCAUCUGCUAGAGCUUGAAGAACUCUGCUCAUUUUACAAUAAUUGCAGGAAGAAGAAAAAAAAAAGUUUACUCUGAUAUUUAGGUUUCAUUAACAAUGGUGAUACAUAGAACCCAAAUGUGAAGGGAUUGUUGUUGUGCAAACUGUAUAACUCUAUUCAGUGACUUCUAAAGAGAUUGAAACUUGUAUAUUCUUGUCCAGUUUUCUUUAAUUUUAUCUCUAGCAUUAACCAAAUUUCUUUUUGUGGUUGCAUAAACAGUUGGAGUCAUUUGAUACAUCAAUCAAGAAUAAGAGGUGCCUACGGGAGUAUCUCAAUUAGGAAUUGCUUCAAGUUUCACAUCAACUUACUUACUGUGUUCGGUGUGCUGUAUUUACAGGAGCAUCUACAAUUUUAUGAAUCACUAUUGCAAAUUCUGCCCUGACAAGGAAUGAAUGUUAAAGGUAGUUAAAAAUAACUACUGUGCUUGAAAAAGAGUAUAAUUAAGUUGAACCAGAACGACAAUAUUCCCGCAGCAUCGUGCGGGCCGUAAUAUCUAGUAUCAGACUAUUUUCCUGUGGUCUGCAGGAAAAUCCAGGACUUGAUUCUAUCUUGGUGCCAAGCCAACAGGUUCCCUUUCAGAAAAAGAAGCUUUCAGUUUGUGCGUUUGAAGUGGCCUUCAAAGUGCUGCAUAAAAAGCAAAUUAAGAGAAAUGUGUACUACAAAGCAGUAUUGUGGAUUUUAGUCCUGUACUCUUGUUGCACUCCAAAGCAACUCAUAGCCAUCAAAUCCGACUUCUUCGGAUAGAAACACUGGGUGAUUUCUGACGGAUGAUAUGGCAUAGCUGAAACAAGCUCAGAUUUGUGAGGUUAAGGCCAAUCUUGAAUUGAUUUUUCAAGGCAGUUCAAGCUCAUGUUCAAGCAGGAAGAUCUUUGCCUUCAGGUUGCUUCAGUUUGAAUGAAGUAGUCAUUUCACAAACUUCUGCGUGUCAGGUAGAUCGAGCAUAUGUAGAGGUGCUCUGAAAUCCUCUUGUUCCAGGUUGGUGAAACUGAUCAACAGAUGGUUCUUGAAAGAACAGAUGGCUAGGCUAGAUCUGUGUUGUGCCAAACUAUUGUACAAUUUAAAUUCUUGAUAUUGAAAUCAAUUGCAGACUGCUAUGUGACGAAGUCCUGAACUCUAAAUGAGUUGGCUGAACAUAUAUAUCCAGUGAACUAUUGGAUGAGAUUUGUUAUUUACAGUUCAUAUAUACUUUCUGGCAUUAACUUAUUGGUAUCUAAUACUAGUGUAUGAAUCGUGUGCUUGACAGAUUAGGACCUUGCAUGCGGGCAAUGACUUUAUUGGAGAUGUUCCUUUCACAAAGAAAAUUCUUGCUGCAUUAACUACAGGUGCUCUAGCAAUCAGUGGCAAAUCAACUGAUCUUGUAAAAGUUAAGACUUCAAGCUGAGGGAAAACUACCACUAGGCGCACCAAGGCGCUAUUCUGGCGCACUGAAUGCGUAUUCCACCAUUUUGAGACAGGGAGCACCAUUGAAUUCUUCUUUUUCUGACUUUUUAACAUGGGUACUUUGCAAAAAAAAAUCAGGAGGGAGUUGGGGAUCUCUGGACUGGGAUUGGACCUAACAUUGCACGUAAUGCUAUCAUUAAUGCUGCUGAACUAGCCAGUUAUGGUCAAGUGAAGAAGGCUAAGAAGUUCGUGAAAAGUAUAGAGUCAAAUGAGAAGUGAAGCCAAGAGAGUGGAUUUAGAUUGCAGGGGUAGCAUCUAGAGCAAACAAUAGUUGUUUUAGAGAAUAACAAGGCCCUCGACAAACCUUUUUCUCCCAUCCUUCUGCUAGCUGAGGAGAAGAAUCAUCUGAAGGAAAACUGCUAAUUGGAAACUCAGAAGUUUAGAAAUAAUUAGUAUUUGUUUUCUGGAUUACAUAUAUUUCCUUAGUCAUCAUAUUGAUGAAUUGUGAUUAUAAAAUUUGUCUAUCAAGGCUCUAAUUCCUUUGUUUGCAAAGCCAAAUGCUAUCUCUUUGUUGUCACCAAUGAACUUAUUUUUUUUUUUU